CGCCUGAGACAACAUAUUGAGAAAUAGUUUUGUAAAAAGUCUGGAGAGAGAAAACGCGUCUCAAAAGAUGGAGGGAGAGAGGGUAAUUCUGCCCCUCAGGAGGGUUUGGUGGGUAUAGUCCUGUAUCAUCUUGGUCAUCUGAUGAGUGGAAAUAACAGCCCCAAGUGACUGAUCUGCUUGUGCCUAGAUUUUCAUUCACCUGCAUAUGCUUCCAGUAUCAUAUCAAGUUCUUGAAGGACACCUGGAGUCAAGUUGGAUGCCAUCAGUGAAGAUGAAGACAAAGUCCAGCACACCUUGUCUGAAAGAAAAAAAUGGUCUUCAAAUCUGCCAAAAAUCAAGUGUCAUAUACAAGAAUCCUCUCUCCCAUGUUAAAGUUGGUCAAAAAGAAGUUGAUUUUUUUCAAGCACAACAUGAUGGUUCAUACUGCAGUGGAGUAUACUCGGAUGGUUUCGCAAGAGAUAAAGGUCAUGGUGAUGUAUUGCUUAAUGGAGAAGAUCGUCCACUUGAAUGUAAACAAUUACCCACAAGUGAUUCCACAACUGCUGGCAGCAUGGAUUCUACAUCGACAACCUGCACGUCAAGCUCGGAGACAAUUUUUUCUCCUAUUCUGGAGUCCAUUGAUGUCCAUAGUGUGUCGAAUGUCAAAAGUGACGGAGGAAGCAAUGAUCUUUAUCUUCCAUUGUUGGAGACAGAAGAUAGUGAUAGCAGUAGAAGCUCAUGUGAAUAUAAUUUGUGCAACAUAUCGGAUUUCUACAUUUCUGACAUAAUUGCUUCGGGCUUACCUGAUGCUGAUGGAAUAACCUAUGAUGAUGAUUCAUUAACCAUGUUUUUCUCUGAUUAUAAAUGUGAAAUACCAAACAUGUUUACUAACAUGGCUGAGGAAGACAUGGUGUUUCCUUUUCUUGAACAUACUCCUGAAGCUGUUCAUGGCAAUGAUAAUAGACCACGCACCGAAAAUGUUACUGGUUCUGACCAAUCUAGCUUAUAUAUGGCAAUCCACCAAUUAAGAUCAUCUGAUCAGGAAACUGAUGUUUUUGCACACUGUGAAUCAGAUCAAUCUAAUGUCUUUGAUCCACACAUGUUUAUUAGACACAUUCCAGAUGGGACAGAUGUGGUAAAGCCAGCUAUAUUGCCAAAUACAUUUGAGAGGAGAAAGCUAGUCACCCUAGUGCUAGAUCUGGAUGAAACACUUGUCCAUUCUACGCUGGAAGAAUGCAAUGACGCGGACUUCACAUUUCCAGUCUUUUUCAACAUGAAAGAUCACAUUGUAUAUGUGAAACAGAGGCCACAUCUUAGGUCAUUUCUGGAGAGAGUUGCAGAUAUGUUUGAAAUUGUAAUAUUCACAGCAAGUCAAAGCAUUUAUGCAAAACAGCUACUGGACAUACUGGAUCCUGACGGAAAAUAUAUUUCAAGGCGAGCUUAUCGUGAAUCAUGCAUCUUUUCCGAUGGUAGCUACACUAAAGACUUGACAGUGUUGGGCGUUGAUCUUGCGAAAGUUGUAAUAAUUGAUAAUUCCCCACAGGUUUUCAGGUUACAAGUGAACAAUGGCAUUCCUAUUAAGAGUUGGUUUGAUGACCCUUUUGAUUCUGCACUAAUUUCACUUCUGCCAUUUCUUGAGACAUUGGCAAAUGCAGAUGAUGUUCGUCCUAUCAUUGCUGAGAAAUUUGGUAACAAGGAAAAAGAGUUACGCUUGCAGAUCCUUUAACAGAUCCUUGUCUUUUCCGUCCUUUUAAAAACAUUUAGGUGCUUAUUUUUUUGUCCACUUUUAGUUUUGAUAUUAAUUAAAAAAAUCAAAUAAGAAUAUUACCUCUUAUCUGCGUUUACUUCUUUAGCUCAACUCGUUGACAAGCUUUUUGUGAGUUCAUCUAAUUGUUGCAGAUGGUAGUUGACCAUAGUUCCUUGGUCUGUGCAAUGUGUACAGUUAAAGAUUCUUAUGAAAACAGUUAUAGGUUCUCAUUCCCUUACAAGUUUGUGUAUAUCAGUAUUCUAUCAUUUAUUAUAUGAAAUGAAUUUUGUGGCCUUCCGGAAGUUCUGCAUCUGAUUGAUUCUUCACUUUUACACGUGUGUAUAUUAAGUGAGGCUUUGAAUAUCUAAUUCUAACCUGUUGUGUACAACUUUACCUCUAACCUGGAACAAAUCUUUACAUCUUCAUUUUCUUUGGGAAAUUAAAUUUGGGGGCUACAUAGUUGAGAUUGUUUUAUGAAAUUAUUAUAUAUGCGCCCCUAUUUCUGAAUUGAGGGUUCAGAUCUGAAAUCAUCGAUUGGUAGAUUGUGGUUCUUGAUUUGUCGCAGGUAAUUGAAUUUAGAUUGUUGGCAAUUUUAAAGCUUUAAUAGAAUUGUUUAGCAUUUUCCAUCAUUUACAAUGGAGCCAAAGAUUCAAUUUUUUUGGUUUGAGAAUAUGCUGGAAUAAAGCAAAAUGGCUCACUAAACUGUCUGCGCUUCUUUGUUAUGAAGCAGCAGUCAGUCCAUGCAAUUUUGGAUGCGAUUUUCACUAUGGGUCAUCCGGAAACAGUCUCUCUGUGCUUUAGUACAGGGGUUAGUACAGGGGUAAGACUGCAUACAUCCGACCCCCCCUCACCCCAACGUAGGUGGGAACCUUUGCGGCACGGGGUAAAUGAAAAUGAAAAUGAAUAGAAUUGUAUAGCACUGAGUGGAUUAUUUAUAGCCCCUCCUAGUUUCUGCCUCCAUCGACCUGUUCCAUCUCUGCUAUCUAUCUUGUUUAAUUAAUGACAGGUCAUAUAACAAAAGCUUGCUAAGACAUUAAGAUUCCUGUUUAUGCUGAUAACGGCAAGAAAAAGACGACCGGUUUGGGAUCAAUGGACCUAAUAGCUAUGAUAUUUUAGUAAUAAAUCUGGUGUGUCCUCUUUUGGACUUUUUACAGUUGAAUCCAUUAUCUGCAGGUCCUUUGGAGAUACCUAUUGUUUUGACCACGAAGUGGACUAAUAUUAGGUAUGCCAUAUACAUUUUUGAAUUUUGUUUUCUCCAACUUUUGCACAACCGGAAGGAACAGAGCAAUAUUUUCUGCCUGUUCCAUCUGCUGCCCCUCUCCUUUUUUUUUUUCUGAACAAGUUUCCCCUUUUUGUAUAAGAUCUAGAGAAAACUCAAUUCAAGUUGUGGGAAAUUUUAUAGCAUUAGAGUCUUUCCUCGCGUUGUUUAAGUCAAUGUGUCUAUUGUGUAUAAUGCUAACUUAUAAGGUUGUUGUUUGGCGUCUGUGUCAUCAGGGGCAAUGUGUUUAAUAAAACUCUUAUUCUGCCCAUGAGAUUGUAAAAACGACUGUUGCUUUCAUUGAGGAGCAGUGUAAUGAUUAAACAUUCUUGAAGCUUGUUAUAGAAUUGUGUUUGUUUUAUCUUGUUGUUUUCAUUGCUGUUCUGUGCAAAUAUUAUUUUUGGAGAAAAAUAUAAGGUCUAGCUAGCAGCUAUAUCAGAGUUAUGCGGGACUGUGGAGUGUGCUAUCAUCAUGUUUGGCUGAGUGUUGAUUUAACCUUGAUGAGCGUCAUUGUUGUGUAGUUUAAGUGGCUGAAUCAAUUUCUGUUAUACCAUGCGUGUGAAUUUAGCUUUUGGUUGGGUGUGCUUUUCUUAAAUAUGGUCAGGGGUCUGCGUUUGAUUAUUUUUUCUUCCUUUUGCUAGAUGAUUUUAAAUGUACUGUUUAAUGAUAUUAAAAUAUGUUAUUUCACAUGUCAACUACUCCGUAUUUCAUGGAUAAUACUCCCUUGGUCAACAUAAAUCACUCUUAGUCUUUUACUUUAUAUAUCAAAAGUUUAUGAAAUUUGAAUUAUUUUUUGCAGGCUUUGUAGCAGUUUUAAUGUAGUUUCUGAAUAUGUAAAUUUUAUUUUCUAAAACUAAUUUGAGUGUUAACAGAGAUCAAUUUGCUUUAAAGUAUCAUACAAAUUGGGACGGAGAGAGUAUAAAACACCAAUUGGUUGUCGAAGUUUGAGUUUGUUUGGUAACAUUAAAAUUAGUUGCAUAGGUUAAAUCGUUUAAUAAACUGAAUAGGACCGGGUGGGUUGGCAUGGAAACUGAUGAACCGGACUCCUAGCCGGUCUGGAUAGACACUAGCCCGCAAACAUAGGUAAAAUUGAAAAUACCCGAAGACCUGUCUAGGCCCGGGUGCAACCCGGACCCGCGCAAACCCUCAUGUGCCGUGAAAGAGCUGAACAAUCAUUCCAGCCGACCAUUACGCCUUGUUGUGGACACUUGUGGUUAGUCUUGGACCCGGUUCGGGCCGCCCGGUUCUUGGGUCCGGAUCCGGGUCGGGCCUAGGCCCGGUGGGGGGGUGGGUCCGGGCUCGGGUCUUAUAUUUGGCGAACCGCCCUGGCUGGGUCGGGCCUGUGUAGGGGUGGACUCGGGCUGGGCGGCCCGGAACCGGCCCGGCCCGGUUACUGUUUGGCCCGGCCCGGCUCGGGGCCCCGGUGGGUCCACCGGUUCGGUUCGGCCCGGCCUGGCUGCUGGGCGGUUCGGGCUCGGGCCCAGUUUUGGUGAACAGGCUCGGCCGGUUCGGGCCCGGUUCGGGCCGGUUUUUAAUUUUUUUUAUUUUUUUUUUUGAAUUUUUUUUAAGUUUUGUGUUGGAUUAGGUAUUUUGGGCCAUUUGAGGUGGUUUGGGGUUGAGGGGGAGGGGGUUAAAUAGAAGAGCCAAAAAAAAAAAAAUUAGAACCGGUUAGGCCCGGCCCGGCCCGGUUUGGCCCGGAACCGGAACCAGAACCGCCCACCGGCGGUUCGGGCUCGGGCCCAACUUUCCUGGCCCGAGACCCGGCCGGGCCCAGGCCCGAACCGGGCCCGAACCGGUCCGAGUCCACCCAUAGGUCCGGGGUAGUGAUGGACCAGGGUCGGGCCAAGGCCCGGUCGGGCCUCGGGUCUGGUAAAGGUAGGCCCGGGACCGGCCCGGGCAAUGGCCGGUUCCGGUUCGGGCCGGGCCACCCGGCCGGGUCACGGGUUGGGCCACCCGCCGGGCUUGGCCGGGCCAGUAUCUUUUUUUUUUAAAAAUUAAUUAUAUAUUAUACAAAUUCCUAUUAAAAACAAAGUUCAAGUGCAUUUAUUUGAAAUAGGAACUACAUUUGAGAAUUGAGAAAAAAUUACAAUACGAAAUACAUUUUCUAAUGAAUAUCAAUUGGAAUUUCCGCCACCGUUGGUUGUUGUUUUCCCUUUGUCACAGGACUUCAUAUGUUUUAUUGGCAUCUCGUAUCUGUGUGAACGCCUCAAGCAACACUCUUUCUUGCACCACCUUCAAGUUGCCCACCACAGUUCGGUCUUCGGGUCCUUCCACUUGUCAAAAUUGUUUUGCAUAAGGGAGGAUGUACUUUCCAUAUUUAAAAUGGUAUAUGUAUAAGUAGGAUUGUAGGAAUGUAGGAAUGUAGGAAUGUAGGAGUGUAGGAUAAUAAUAGAAGAUGAAGAUGGAGAAGAGUUGGAGAAGAGUUGGAGAAGAGGUGUAGAAAAAUGUUAGAAAAUAGAUGUAUUUAUAGAUGUUUUUGAACCCCACUCCCCACACCACCACCCCCGGGACCCCCUUGCCCCCCACCCAUAGCCCCAACGGCUAUAUAGCCGUUUGGGAGGUUUUAUUUCAAUUUUUUUUUAAAGUUGUACAUAUUGGAAAAUAAAUUAAUUAAUUUAAUGAAUUAAGU
Messenger RNA from Cuscuta epithymum, 5613 nucleotides. NCBI's taxonomy places the organism in Eukaryota, Viridiplantae, Streptophyta, Magnoliopsida, Solanales, Convolvulaceae. The record is from the annotation of a GenBank genome assembly.